ACAUAUCUGUUAUUUUUAUCUACAUCCGUUUACUAUUUGGUAUUUUGGUUAUAAUUAAUUUUAAGGCUAGAUAAUUAUCAUUUGUGUACAAAAAAAUACAACAUAAGUUUCAUGGCUUUUCCAGCAUCUAACGCGCAGCAAGCCGACGUUACCAAAAAAAUACUAGAGGAUAUUCAAAUAAAGAAACAACUCCUUCAGAAGGGUGUUAGUACAGUCCCUUCAAAUAUAAGUGGCUCACCCGCGGGACUUACAAUACCUCAGUAUAUUCAAGCGACAAUCCAAGCACAGCCUGGGCCAUCAACGGACAACUCAAUCAAUGCAACCGCUAAAGCGGUUUGGAAUCAGGCUCAGAGUCAAUCAUACGGAUUUUUUAUUCCCCAAGACUCACUAUUCGGUAACAGCAUCAUCCCCGUCUUGCCGCGUUUUGAAAAUACUCCCACCAGUAGCAGUAGUUCGACAAAUACCGGAGGCCCCAAUAGUGGGGGCAAGUAA
This is a messenger RNA of Toxorhynchites rutilus septentrionalis, 492 nucleotides long. RefSeq names its product SOSS complex subunit C homolog. Lineage: Eukaryota; Metazoa; Arthropoda; Insecta; Diptera; Culicidae. Gene Ontology annotation, biological process: DNA repair. The transcript is spliced from 3 exons. Gene Ontology annotation, cellular component: nucleoplasm; SOSS complex; nucleus. Bases 112 to 492 code for a protein of 126 amino acids. The record is from RefSeq and is a predicted model, not a curated record.